AUGGCAACUCAAUUGGACAUUACUCCUUUCAACUUCAGUGAACCCAGGACCGGCCCUGGGAUUGGAAACCAAGACCCCAGAGAUUCACAACUGCGACUUAUCUUAGUGGGUAAGACUGGAGCAGGCAAAAGUGCCACUGGGAACAGCAUCCUUGGAGAGAGAAUGUUUAAUUCCAGCCUUGCAGCAAAAUUUGUCACCAAGGUCUGUGAGAAAGAGAGCACAUGGAAUGGGAAAGAAAUUGUUGUUGUGGACACACCUGGCAUUUUCGACACUGAGGUACAGGAUGCUCACACCCAAAGGGAGAUUGCUAAUUGCAUUCUCCUGACCUCUCCGGGGCCUCACGCUGUGCUCCUGGUGGUCCCACUGGGCUGGUACACAAAAGAAGAACAAAAGGCCAUGAAGAAGAUGCUAUCAAUGUUUGGACCCAAAGCUAGGAGAUACAUGAUUCUGUUAUUCACCCGGAAAGAUGACUUGGAUGGCAUGGAGUUCAACAAUUACUUAAAGGGCCCAGAAGGCAUUCAAAAUCUGAUAGAGCAGUUCAAGGAUCGUCACUGUGAGUUCAAUAAUAAGGCAACAGGGGCUGAGCAGGAAGCUUAGAGGGCACAGCUGCUGGGCCUGGUCCAGCACAUGGUGAAGAAGAACAAGGGAGGAUGCUACACUAAUAUGUACCAAAGGGCCGAGGUGGAGAUUCAGAAACAGAUUCAAAUGAAACAAGAACAAUAUAGAGCUGAGCUGGAGAGAGAGAAAAAGCAAUUAAGAGAGGAGUAUGAAGAGAAAAUCAGAAAGCUGGAGGAUAAACUGGAGCAAGAAAAGAGAAAGGCAGAAAUGAAGAGGGAAUUGGAAGAAAGGGAGAUUUUCUAUCUAAAAAGGCUGCAAGAAGCCAGAGAUGAAGUUGAGAGUAAGCAAGAUACUAGUAUAAUUGACAUACUCUUGAGCUUAUUUGAUAUCGCUUUCUCUAUUUCCUCAUUUCUUUUUGACGAUGAUUAA
Molecule: messenger RNA, 987 nt
Organism: Eptesicus fuscus (big brown bat)
Lineage: Eukaryota; Metazoa; Chordata; Mammalia; Chiroptera; Vespertilionidae
Product: GTPase IMAP family member 4
Molecular function (GO): GTP binding
Source: RefSeq, a predicted model, not a curated record